Molecule: messenger RNA, 636 nt
Organism: Filobasidium floriforme
Lineage: Eukaryota; Fungi; Basidiomycota; Tremellomycetes; Filobasidiales; Filobasidiaceae
Exons: 2
Coding region: 1-636 (211 amino acids)
Source: RefSeq, a predicted model, not a curated record
AUGGUUAGGAGCACCGCUAGGAGCGCUGCCACGCGGAUCUGUCGAUGCUCGGAAUGUCAAAAGACCCCUGGAGGGUACAAGGAGGUUGGUCGGGAAACACAUCGUCUCCACGCCCUUCGAUAUCCUCCCGCAGUAGAUCCUCCAGCAGGGCAACAUCGACAACGUACUCCCUUGUCACCCCUGCCUGCCUCCCAAUACUCAGCAAACGCUGCACCGCCCGAUUCGCCUCUCGGCUUUGGAGACUUCCAGGGAGACGGUUCGGAAGGAUCGGAUUUUGGCUACGAAGAAGCGGCCUCAGUCUACAGAGACGACGGAUCCGAUGGAUUCAGUCAAGGGCUAGGUUACGACGAUGCUCAGAUCGAUGACCCUCGGUUGCCAUCCCCAGACGAUGCGGAUAUGGAAUACUGGGACUCAGACAAUGACGAGGACGAAGACGAAUUUGAAGCUAUCGACCCGCCCGAAUUCACCCCUCCUCCCGAACUUCCUCUCGACCGAUGGAUAGCCCCGCAUCCCGGCGCCUAUCCUGUCCUUACCCUCCCCUCUAUCGACAAGCACCACGAUCUCACGCCAGCCCAGCGCCACAUAUACACAACGGUUGCUUUCGCCCGGUCGACAGGCAUGCCAACCAGGGCUUAG